AUGCUCAUGAUGAACGAUUUCGGGUCGAUGGGCCCGGGCAACAUGAUGCCGCCGUCGUUCAACCCCAUGUGCCAGGGGCUGUUCGAACACCAAAUGCCCAAGCCCAGGCUGGCGUUCAAGAUGCCCCGUGUGGUGCCCGACCAGAAGAAUAAGUUUCAGACCGACGAUCUGUUCAAACGCCUCAGUCGUGAGAGUGACGUUAGGUAUACGAGCUAUAGAGACAGGCCUCACGAAGAACGACAAAACCGUUUUCAAAUGGGUUGUCGCGAAGGACAUGUAGACAUCGCUUUUGCCACAACGGGGACAAAUCUGCAACUUAUGUUCACUCCGAAUAUGCCAUCGAUGACAUCUUACCAUCAACCCACAAUUGGUUAUUGUGAUUUUGAAAAAGAACAAGGAAUGGUCCACAUCCUAUCGCCGUUUAUAAUGAACGGCGUUUGCGUGCAAUGGAAAGGUCGGAUCAAUUUAGAAAAAUUAGACGGUAUCGGAUGUUUGGAAUUCGACGAAGAACGAGCAAUGAUUGAACACCAAAUAUUGCAAGAACAGAUAGAGAGGUAUAACAACCGCAUAAAAGACCACCAGGACAAAUCGCGAGUGUAUAGACAUCAAGAACGAGUCAACGGACCCGAAAUGGACGUCAACAAACGAUUUAAUAAUUUUUAAUCCAUUUAUUAAUUUCCGUUUUUAUUUAUUCUUUGUUAUGUAAUCUCGUUGGCAUUAGAUAAACUAAUUUACCUUUUAUUAUUCAAGAUAAUUGUGUUUACCUCCUAUAUUAUUAACAGUGGAAAUGCCAAAUUAUGUAACCCACACCACCGACGAAAUAGAUAUGACGACACAGAGAAAUUAUUGCUAACAGACGAUUUUUUUAUGUUCAUUUAGGCAUUUUUCUAAGUGCAUGAUGUGAGUUUUGUAAAUGUGUGCGUAGUAAAUGAUCGUUAGCAAUUGUGUAAUUUGGUCAUGUUUAUAGGUGGCGGAAUGAAAUGUUUUUACAUUUUACCUAUAACUUCCCACCAAAAAAAAAAAGAAUAUUGUAUUUAUCAUAAGCAUCUUCUUUCAGUGCAAUAAAUGUAUGUACAUAUUUGAUAUUUAAUCACUCCUGAAAAAUUUCAUUUGUGUGGGUUACAUUACUUAGCCUUUCCAUGGUCGUUAUAAUCAAAGAUUAUGCGAUUUUGCGAUUUUAUUUUGUUUUUUUUGUUUGUAAUAUAAUACAUUAUGCAAUAAAAUUAUCCUUUUACGAAA
This is a messenger RNA of Rhopalosiphum maidis (corn leaf aphid), 1239 nucleotides long. Its product is annotated as protein big brother-like. Bases 1 to 663 code for a protein of 220 amino acids. Lineage: Eukaryota; Metazoa; Arthropoda; Insecta; Hemiptera; Aphididae. Gene Ontology annotation, cellular component: nucleus; core-binding factor complex. Gene Ontology annotation, biological process: regulation of transcription by RNA polymerase II. Gene Ontology annotation, molecular function: sequence-specific DNA binding; transcription coactivator activity. The transcript has 5 exons. The record is from RefSeq and is a predicted model, not a curated record.